AUGGUCAAGUUACUGGAAAAGAUAGAGGCUCUUUCAGUAAGGGUCGAUGCUUUGAGCACAACCACUCCCGAGCCUCAAGGGACCUCCUCCCCAAGAUCACCUCUACCUCAAGCUACCUCCUCCCCUCCUACAGUUGUCUCCGCUCACCCAAUCGACUCUAACUCUGACCCCCGUGGCAAAUGCCGCCAGAUUAUCCAGACUGCGAGAAAAGAGGCGAGGCAGGAGUUGAAGGUUACUAACUUCAGCACAUUCCUGGGAGGUGAGCAGAAGGACGAGGCCAUUCUGCUUGACAUCUCAGCUAAUCCCGCUUCUGGUCGAGGAAAGAUCUCUCAAUCACCUUCGACCAUCAGAGGUCAUCUAAGUGCUUUCGACCGUCUAUUGACUACCAGUGCUAUCCCCCCUGGCUCGGUAUGCUCUUAUUUUCGCUUGCUGUACUCCCUCUCGGAGAAUGUGAAGAACCGUAUCUCGGCCACCACUGACUACUCUCUAUCAGAGUUCUCUAAUGAGCACUCUCUCUAUCGGAGGUUCGAGACCUUAUACAACGACCUUCGAGCCACAUUGUUAAGCACUUACCUAGAUGUCAGUGAGGGCGCUCGCCUUCGUCAAGAGUGGCACGACCUUUCCCAGAAGGAUGGUUCCUCUUAUCUAACCUUCCUGAUCAGUCUUGAUAGAUUGAGAGUCGAACUUCGUCUUCAAGGCGAUAUCCUAGCUGACUCUGCGGU
Messenger RNA from Perkinsus marinus ATCC 50983, 722 nucleotides. RefSeq lists its product as hypothetical. The transcript has a single exon. NCBI's taxonomy places the organism in Eukaryota, Perkinsozoa, Perkinsida, Perkinsidae. The record is from RefSeq and is a predicted model, not a curated record. The annotation marks the transcript as partial.